This is a messenger RNA of Camponotus floridanus (Florida carpenter ant), 1113 nucleotides long. Its product is annotated as multiple coagulation factor deficiency protein 2 homolog. The coding region runs from base 178 to 834 and encodes 218 amino acids. Gene Ontology annotation, molecular function: calcium ion binding. Lineage: Eukaryota; Metazoa; Arthropoda; Insecta; Hymenoptera; Formicidae. The transcript is spliced from 6 exons. The record is from RefSeq and is a predicted model, not a curated record.
CCUGUCCACGUCAGUCAUGUCCAAGCCUGUUUAAGUUUAUGCGUUCGUGUUCAUGGGAACUCGUGUCAUAACCUAAGUCUUGGUUUUUACUCGAAAUCCGAUGAUAGUCGAUAAAUGAAACAUUUACGCAGAUGACAAGUUAUUUGGAUAUUUCCUAGUGUAAAUAAGUGCAGCAAAAUGUAUUGGACGCUGUGCAUAUUGAUAAUCGGAUCGUUCGGCUGCAAAUACAUCCAUGCUCAGGCGCAAAGAGUCGCACCGGGUGUACCACCUCAGCAUUAUCAGCAGCCUGGUCAAGUACCGCAGCAACAUAUGCACCAAGUUCCACAACAGCAACAAUAUCAACAAGUACCAAUGCAACAACAAGCUCCUGUUCAACAUAUUCCGAUACAACAACAGGCCCCUGUUCAGCAAGUACCAAUUCAACAGCAAGCUCAACAAGGACAUAGACAUGUACAUGAUCAAUCUCAUGGACAACCUCAGCUACUUAAUACCGCCAAUAUAAUUCAUGAAAAAGAACAUAUUGCAGAGCAUGCUGAUGUUCCAAUAGAUACCAACAAGAUGACAGAGCAGGAGUUGCAGUUUCAUUAUUUUAAAAUGCAUGAUGCAGAUAAUAACAAUAAAUUAGAUGGUUGCGAGCUCAUCAAAUCUCUUAUACAUUGGCAUGAACAGGGUAAUGUGGAAGGUAAACAAAACAAGUUGUUCAAGGAUGAGGAAUUGGUGCAAUUGAUAGAUCCAAUACUUAGCAUGGAUGAUACUAACAACGAUGGCUACAUUGAUUAUCCUGAAUUUAUACAAGCCCAACAGAACGCUGCUGCAGCUGCUACAAAUCCAUAAUUGUGAAUCUCUUACAGCUUGGUGUAAACUUUAAUUUAAAAUAAGGUUUAUAAAAGUUGUCUAUAGAGAAAAACUUUAUUAUGAAUAUUUCUUUAAUAACACAAUAUUUACAUUGCGCUGUUUAUAUGAUAAGCUGAGAUUUAUUACUUGUAUGACUAGUUUUUCACAGAUCUAAUCAGUAUAUACUAGUAUAUACAAUUUAAGGGAAGAGGAAAGUAGCUUUCUGUAUAUUGUCGAUAUUAUAUACAAAAAUGUAAUUAAAAAAUAAUUUGGGAAUAU